Acaulospora colombiana is the source of this 976-nucleotide messenger RNA. The record is from the annotation of a GenBank genome assembly. Lineage: Eukaryota; Fungi; Glomeromycota; Glomeromycetes; Diversisporales; Acaulosporaceae.
GUUCUCCGUGGUACUGUCAACCCGAGUUCAGGAGCCCCUGUGACAAUCAUUCUAUUUCCCAUGCCUGUGAACGCUGCCAAUGCCGAUCUACAGUCACAGAUAGCACUCGCCCGAUAUACAAGUGCACCAAAUCUAAAUUCUCUUCCCGGAAAGCCCACAUCCCCGCAAGCUGCGAGUAACAUUCAAACGUCAUCCCUCAUUGGGUCAGCACCCGGCAGCUCUAAUCCAAUCGGACAAAGCAUGCCCACCAAUCUUCCUGCUGUCGUAAAUCCAUAUGGUGCACACGGAAAUAAUGCUAUACCAGUUAAUCACCACAAUCCCCCCGGACAAGGGGCGAUCAAUGCUGGAAUUGGGCUCACCAAUGCAAGUGACCCUGCAAGCAUCCUCGCGAAUAACCGAAAGAUUGUCCAGAUUCUCAAUAAAAUGGGGGGCACCGAUCUGAUAAAGAAUUUGAUGGAGUCUAACUCACUUCAUCAGCAAGAUUUGCGGCAAAACCCACGAGUCAUGGAGCAAGUUCGAACAUUACUCAGUCAACAUCAAAAUCAGCUUAGUCGAAAUAGUAUAUCUGGUCUCUCGAAUCCGAACAAUCCCUCUUCUACCGCGGCAGGUCUCGGGGCCCCUGGAGGUACCGGAAUGACCAAUACAUCUCUGUCACAUCAAGACCUACAGGCCUCUUUGGCUGCUAGAUCGGGUGUACAAACACUUGGUCAAAGUGGGGCAACCACAGCAAAUGUCGGUGGCAUUUACAACGCUGGGAGUGUUAAUACUCUUCAACAACAGCGGCAGUUGAUGGCCGCUCUUACGAACCGUAACAUGUCAACUGGUGGGAAUCCCGCUGCUAGUAACCCAAUGCUUGCCGGGAAUAAUAGUGCCAACAUGUUCAAUACUAUGGGUAGCUUCAAUGCGGGGCUCGGCGGAGGAAUGAACAUUAAUUCUGGAGGGAUUUCGAACAUGACUCUCAACAACAAUAUGAGUA